AUGGAAAAACGAUUUCGAACAAAGAAAGAAUCUCGUUUAAAAACAAAUCCACGCUGUCCUCGUGAUCAAGAAAUAAAUAUAUUAUUACUAGGACAAACAGGUGUUGGAAAAUCAACAUUCAUUAAUGCUUUCGUCAACUAUAUGGUUAAUGAUACUCUUAACGAAGCAGUUAAUGAUGAAAUGCAAGUCAUUAUUCCGUCUUCUUUUUUUUUUACUACGUAUGACACAUUUGAUGAAAAAAUGAUCGUUAUCGGUGAGGAGGACGAACAUGAAAAGUUUAGGGAUAUAGGUCAAUCGAAUACACAACAAUGCCGAAGCUUCAUUUUUCCAAUUGGCGAUCGAAAUUUACGAUUUAUUGAUACACCAGGCAUCGGCGAUACUAGAAGUCUUGAACAAGAUGCUAAAAACUUUCAAGAAAUAUUAACUUAUAUCGCUCAAUAUAAACAUUUGAACGCAGUGUUUUUUUUACUUAAGCCAAAUGAAGAACGCUUGACUAUACUUUUUCGAUUCUGUAUCAAUGAACUUCUUCGACAUUUACAUGUCGGUGCUAAAGAUAACAUCAUUUUUGUCUUUACAAAUGCACGAUCAACUUUCUUCGUGCCAGGUAGCACAAAAAGACUUCUUAAAGAACUUUUAGACAAACAUCGUGAAGAACAGAAUGUUGACGUUCCAUUUUCAAUGGAUAAUACAUUUCUUUUUGAUAAUGAGCCAUUUCGUUACUUAGCAUUGCGCAAAAAUGGUAUACAAUUAGACGAAGAACAAACACUAAGCUACAAUAAAAGUUGGGAUCAUUCUGUAAACGAAUAUGCACGUCUAAUGGCACACAUUGUUACUCGUCCACUUCACCGUGUAAGUAAAACGCUUUCGUUGAAUGAAGCCGAACAACUUAUUCAAAAACUUAGUCGUCCAAUUGCUGAAACAGCAAAACUUAUAGAAGAAAACAUUCAGCUUGCUAAAGAGUAUAAAAAUAAAAUGCUUGAUAAUCCUGAAAUUGCAUCACAAGGAAUACCUCAAAAUAACGCUACAAUCGUAGAUUUCAGACAUCCACAAACAGUGUGUAUUGGUGAAAGAUGUUGUAGAGUCUUUCAAGAUGGGAAUGAAACAAAAAUGGAAUAUUUAUCUAUAUGUCAUGAAGAAUGUUAUUUGAAAGGUGUUGUGCAAGAAAAAAUAAGUGAUCUGCAACUGAAAGAAUGUGAAGCGAUGGAUCCUGACAAUGGUUUGUGCUUAGUAUGCGGUUGUAACUGGAGGCAACAUAAGCAUACUACUUAUGAUUGUAACACAUAUCGUACUCGCAUUGGAUCAAAUAAAGAAAUGUCUCUAAAUGAUAUUGACCAACAUAUUAACAAUUUAAGAGAAGAAGAAAACAAAAUUCAAGAUGUCUAUAAAAAGCUUGUUCGAUUUCUUCAUGCAAACGCAAUACUUCCAAUAAAUGAUGAUUUUCCCGAAUAUCUUCGAUAUUUUCUUCGUGAAGAACAAAUGAAACAGAGUGCAGGUGCUCACAAUACCGAAAUUAUUACUAAUCUUGAGAAAAUGAUGACUGAUUUUAUGAGAGAUAUGGAACUAUUCAAAAAAACAAUACACGAUGAAAGAAAUUCAGAUAAUGCAACCGAAAACUUACGACCUGAAGAUAUAUUCAUUUUAGUUAGUACUCUAUAUCAACUACCUAUCAAUGGAAAAUUAAUUCGUGAGCAAAUUGAUGAAAUUGAAUUUAGUCAAGAAAAAUAUAACACCAAACGUGAAGUUCAUGUUGACUUGCCGGCCAAAGCUGUUUCAUCAAAAGUGAUGCUUCAAUUAAAAAACAUCGUGUCUCAAUGA
Molecule: messenger RNA, 1815 nt
Organism: Rotaria sp. Silwood2
Lineage: Eukaryota; Metazoa; Rotifera; Eurotatoria; Philodinida; Philodinidae
Source: the annotation of a GenBank genome assembly